This is a messenger RNA of Aethina tumida (small hive beetle), 1409 nucleotides long. Its product is annotated as adenosine kinase-like. Lineage: Eukaryota; Metazoa; Arthropoda; Insecta; Coleoptera; Nitidulidae. The record is from RefSeq and is a predicted model, not a curated record. The transcript is spliced from 4 exons. Gene Ontology annotation, cellular component: cytosol; nucleus. Gene Ontology annotation, biological process: purine ribonucleoside salvage. Gene Ontology annotation, molecular function: adenosine kinase activity. The coding region runs from base 92 to 1069 and encodes 325 amino acids.
GCGACUGUAAUAAGUUUUUGAACGCAGAAUAUGACAUGAUAAAACACACGUGUUUCUGUUUUUUCACGUCAUUAUUAGUUCAGAUCCGGAGAUGUUCGUUGCUCUUGGCAAACCCUUUUUGGAUAUCAUAGCGAAAAUUGACGGAGAACGAAUACAGAAGUAUCAAUUUGAAAAUUACGAUCAUGUGAGAUUCGACCAUAAAAUCUUAGACGACGACUUGAAAGAUAUUCAGAAAAUUUAUAAACUUGGGGGAAGCAUCACUAACACUUUGAGGACGAUUAAGUGGAUCUCACCAAAUUUAGAUCUGUUGUUCAUUGGUAAUAUUGGAGAAGAUGCGAAUGGUGAGAUUUUAAAAAGACAAAUUGAAGAGGAGGAGAUUCGUACUCACUUUUGGGUAACCAAAGUUAAUACAGCCAAAUGUUACGUUCUAAUACAUGGUGAUGUUAGAACUUUAGUAACAGAUUCUGAGACUAAAAGAAGCAUUGAAGUAGAUUUGGAUGAAAGUCUUUUUAGUAAUGCUUCUAUUUUAUACUUAUCUGCUUUAUUCAUUCCAACGUCUUUCAAAAUUAUAAUUUUAGCUUAUCAUCACUUUUUAUCAAAUAAUAAAACAAUAGUUUUGAAUCUAGGGGCACCGUUUAUCUCAGAACAGUUUCCUCAACAAAUGUUGUACAUGUUCAACAAUGCCGAUAUAGUUUUCGGCAAUGAAAAUGAAUAUUUAGCCUUGGCUAAUAUUUCACACAUCGUUGAAAAGGAUCCAAAAUGUCUAAUUUUAUCAAUUAACAAAGCACACUCGGGGAAACCCGGGAGGACUGUAAUAAUGACACGCGGUUCCAACAGUGUUUUAAUGACGCAAAACGAUCAAUUAUCGGAAUUCGAAGUGGAGAGAAUUGCGAGUGAAGAUCUGAAGGACACGAAUGGAGCCGGUGACGCUUUUGCCGGUGGUUUUUUGUCUCAGUUCAUGGCUCGAAAAUCGCUUGAGGAUUGUGUGAAUUGCGGCAUCUGGGCUUCGGGUCAGGUUGUAAAAAAUGUCGGCUUCGAUUUUGACAAGAAUGCAAAAUACUGUUUGUGAAUAAUAUUGUACCUGACUUAAAAAAAUAUUUAUAUUUGAUUAUAUUUAAGUUAAUUGGGCUAUUCAUCAUGUUGGAACGUUCGGGGGUCACAUAACUCGAAAACGACAUUGACAUUGAAAAAAUCGUGACCUUUCAGAUCCGGAGUUAUUCAACUCGAAACGGACGUUUUUUCGCCAAAUAUUCAUCAUAGUUAAACCUAGACGAUUAAACUGUAACUGGAAGAAUUCUAUGCUAAUUUCGAUUUGAAUGUUUUAUUUUUAGCAAUCUCAUUCUAUGUAAUUUAUUAAAUUUUAAAUUAGAAAAUAAAAGUUUACGACUGUAGUAUUUGUACCAAGUAAA